AUUUGACAUAAAUCGUUGUUUGCCUUUCAUUGUAGCGUUUGCGUUUGCAAACUUUUUUAAUUUAUAAAGCUUUUUUAAGAAGUAUAAAACGUAAUAGUAGCCUGAAAAUGGGGGAUAAAGGGGAUGCCGAAACGUUUGAUGAUGCAGUUGAAGAGAGAGUAAUUAAUGAAGAAUAUAAAAUAUGGAAAAAAAAUACACCCUUUCUAUACGAUCUAGUGAUGACCCAUGCUUUAGAGUGGCCUUCUUUGACUGCCCAGUGGUUACCAGACGUCACUAGACCAGAAGGAAAGGACCAUUCUAUUCACAGACUUAUUUUGGGAACACAUACAUCCGAUGAACAAAAUCAUCUUUUAAUAGCCAGCGUUCAAUUACCGAAUGAAGAUGCACAAUUCGAUGCUUCCCAUUAUGAUAAUGAAAAAGGAGAGUUCGGUGGCUUUGGAUCAGUUUCUGGUAAAAUUGAAAUCGAAAUAAAAAUCAACCAUGAAGGAGAAGUUAAUAGAGCUCGGUAUAUGCCCCAAAAUCCAUGUGUCAUUGCCACUAAAACACCAUCAAGUGAUGUGCUUGUCUUUGAUUACACAAAACACCCAAGUAAGCCUGAUCCAAGUGGAGAAUGUCAUCCUGAUCUUAGAUUAAGAGGUCAUCAAAAAGAAGGUUAUGGUUUAUCAUGGAAUCCAAAUCUAAAUGGGUAUUUGUUAUCAGCUAGUGAUGAUCAUACUAUAUGUCUUUGGGAUAUUAAUGCAACCCCUAAAGAAAAUCGCAUAAUUGAUGCCAAAACUGUUUUUACUGGUCAUACUGCUGUUGUGGAAGAUGUAGCCUGGCAUUUACUACACGAAAGUCUAUUUGGUUCUGUAGCUGAUGAUCAGAAAUUAAUGAUUUGGGAUACUAGAUGUAAUAAUACUAGCAAACCAUCUCACACUGUUGAUGCUCACACAGCUGAAGUGAAUUGUUUAAGCUUUAAUCCAUAUUCAGAAUUCAUUUUGGCAACUGGUAGUGCUGAUAAGACUGUAGCAUUAUGGGAUUUAAGAAACUUAAAACUUAAAUUACAUAGUUUUGAAUCUCAUAAAGAUGAAAUUUUCCAAGUACAGUGGUCUCCUCACAAUGAAACCAUUUUGGCAUCAUCAGGAACUGAUCGAAGACUUCAUGUUUGGGAUUUAAGUAAAAUUGGAGAAGAACAAAGUCCUGAAGAUUCUGAAGAUGGUCCACCAGAGCUGCUCUUUAUUCAUGGAGGACACACAGCAAAAAUAUCUGAUUUCAGUUGGAAUCCUAACGAACCAUGGGUUAUAUGUUCUGUAUCUGAAGAUAAUAUUAUGCAAGUCUGGCAAAUGGCUGAGAAUAUUUAUAAUGAUGAAGAACCAGAACAGCAAGCAUCUGAUAUUGAAGCUACAGCCAGUUAAGAAUAUUACCACAGUUCUGGAGCUGUGUAUUGUUUAUUUACUUAUAGUACUAAAAAAUUUGUAUGCUAGACUUUAAAUUUUUAAUAAACUAUAAAAUAUC
This is a messenger RNA of Diabrotica balteata, 1494 nucleotides long. The record is from the annotation of a GenBank genome assembly. Lineage: Eukaryota; Metazoa; Arthropoda; Insecta; Coleoptera; Chrysomelidae.